Molecule: messenger RNA, 2013 nt
Organism: Cygnus atratus (black swan)
Lineage: Eukaryota; Metazoa; Chordata; Aves; Anseriformes; Anatidae
Product: calpain-13-like
Exons: 20
Coding region: 1-2013 (670 amino acids)
Biological process (GO): proteolysis
Cellular component (GO): cytoplasm
Molecular function (GO): calcium-dependent cysteine-type endopeptidase activity; calcium ion binding
Source: RefSeq, a predicted model, not a curated record
AUGCUCAAUCCCAGCUCUGCUCUGAGGUUGGAGGAAGGCUGGCAAACAGCCGAGACAACAGGAAACCUCCAGAACCUGAAAAAAUUUAAUAAUCAGGACUUCGGCCACCUCCGAGCCUUGUGUCUGAGCCAAGGCCGGCUGUUUGAGGACGACACCUUCCCUGCUCACAUCAGCUCCAUCGGUGCCAGCCUGCUCCCAGAGGACCAGCUGCAGCAAAUAGAGUGGAGGAGGCCAACUGAACUUCGAAGAAAUCCCUGUUUGAUCAUGGAUGGAGUUAGCAGAUUCGAUAUUAUUCAAGGACAAAUAGGUGACUGCUGGGUGCUGGCUGCCCUGGGCUCCCUGACAAUGCAGAAGCAAUUUUUGGAAAAUGUUUUACCAAAGGACCAAGGAUUCCAGAAUGAUUAUGCUGGGAUAUUCCAUUUCCGGUUCUGGCAAUUCGGAGACUGGCUGGAUGUGGUGAUAGAUGACCGUCUGCCUUUCCUAAAUGGGAGCUACCUGUCUGUACACCCUCGAACAUCAAAUGAAUUCUGGCCAUCCUUGCUGGAAAAAGCAUAUGCCAAAUUGCGGGGCUCCUACCAGAACUUACAUGGAGGCUACAUUUCUGAUGCUUUAGUGGACUUCACAGGUGGAGUCCAAGUUCAGUUUUCAUUAAAGAACCCCCCUCCUGAUCUGGAGGAGAUACUGAAAGCUGCUGGCAAAUCUCAGUGUAUGAUGGGGUGUAGCACCUCAGGACAGCUGAGGAACAGAGAAAUGAGGAAUGGAAUUGUACAGGGUCAUGCCUACACUGUCACAGGAGCAGUGAAGAUACGCUACAGGAAUGGCUGGGAACAUAUCAUCAGAAUCUGGAAUCCAUGGGGCCAUGGGGAGUGGAAGGGGGCCUGGAGUGACAAUUCUCCAGAGUGGAACCAUGUUGAGCCUCAAAUCAAGGAAGACCUCUGCAGAAACAAAGAUGAUGGAGAAUUCUGGAUGUCCUGUGAAGACUUUUGUGAGCAGUUUUCCUGGCUGUGUAUAUGUAACAGCACCCCAACGUUCCUGGACUUUGGAGAUCAGCGCAGCACGACAUGGUCUGUGGACAGGCACAUCGACCAGUGGAGUAAUUCACUCUCCACAGGCAGGAACAACUCUUCCCUCGGUGCAGUUUCGAAGAACCCUAAGUAUUUCUUUGAAGUGACAAGUAAUGCCCCCAAAAGCUAUAAUGUGGUCAUUUCACUCAUGCAAAAACAUGCUGAGGGUAUGGAGGAUGCACAGACAUUGAGGAUUGGCUUUUCGAUCACAAAGAAGAACUCCAAAGUUCUGAAACAAGAUUUUUCUCUUACUCGAGAUGUCACCAACUACUUUACUUUGAGUCCAGGAACCUAUGCUGUCAUUCCUGCUACAACAGAGCACCAAGAUUUUGAAUUUGUCUUACGAAUUUUCUUGAAGAAUGAAUGCUACAAUGAGAACUCAGACUCCCUGCUCAGCCCAAUGCUGCCAACGGUUGUACCAAGACAGAACCAGGACAGCUCCUAUAAGGCUAUCUUCCUAAGAUAUGCUAAACAGGGCUCAGCUAUUGAUGCCUCGCAGCUGCGACAACUCCUUAAUGAAGUGGUCCUGCAAGAUGAAAUGGCCAGCCUUGGAGGAAAAUUCAGCUUUGAUUCAUGCAGAGGCAUUUUAGCUCUGAUGGAUACGAAUUCGAAUGGACGACUCACACUGCAGGAGUUUGGGAGCCUCUGGCAAAAACUCACCAAGUACAUGGAUAUCUUCAGGAGGGAAGACAGAAAUAAUUCUGGAUUUCUUGACAUAUCUGAAUUGAAGAGUGCAAUACAGACAGCAGGUCUGGCCAUCAAUGAGCAAGUCCUACACCUGGUGUCCCUGCGGUUUGGUGAUGUUACCAGGAGAAUCGGCUUCUCUGACUUCAUGUGCUGCAUGCUGCGCCUUGAAACCAUGACCUGUGCAUUUCAAAACUUAGCAAAUGGUGGAUCACAAAUUUUGGUGACGGCAAUGGAGUGGCUGACUCUUGUCAUGUACAUCUGA